Aphis gossypii (cotton aphid) is the source of this 684-nucleotide messenger RNA. RefSeq lists its product as uncharacterized. Bases 72 to 530 code for a protein of 152 amino acids. The transcript has a single exon. NCBI's taxonomy places the organism in Eukaryota, Metazoa, Arthropoda, Insecta, Hemiptera, Aphididae. The record is from RefSeq and is a predicted model, not a curated record.
GUGAGUCCACAGUUUGCAAAAUAAUUUAUGACACAUGUAGAGCCAUAUGGGAAGUUUUGCAGCCGAUCUAUAUGCCCCAACCAACUGAGGAACAAUGGAAACGAGUGGAAAAAAAGUAUUGGCAAAUUUGGAACUAUCCAAAUUGCAUAGGUGCAUUGGAUGGAAAGCACUGCGUAUUUGAAAAACCACCAAAAACAGGCUCCAUGUACUUCAACUACAAAAAAGAGUUUAGUAUCGUCUUGAUGGCUCUUGUUGACGCAGAUUAUAAAUUUAUAUCUGUAGACAUUGGUGCUUACGGGAGGAAUAGUGAUGGUGGAAUUUUUAAAUCAUCAUCCUUAGGAAAAGCCCUUGCUAAUGGUAAAUUAAAUAUUCCUCCACCAAAACCAUUACCACACUCAGAUGUAAUUGUCCCCCAUGUGAUUGUCUGUGAUGAAGCUUUUCCACUAACUCCUAAUACUAUGAGACCGUUUCCAGGGAAAAGUCUAGAAAAUAAUCGAGACAAUAAAGUUUACAACUAUCGCCAUUGUUGAGCUAGAAGAGUUGUCGAAAACGCAUUCGGUAUACUGGCGAAAAAGUUUAAAAUCUACAACAGGAAAUUCAACUUUAAACCAGAGCACAUGGACAUAAUUGUAAUGGCGACGACUGUUUUACAUAAUUUUUUACGCAACGAUAACUGUCAUUGGC